Molecule: messenger RNA, 2372 nt
Organism: Xenopus laevis (African clawed frog)
Lineage: Eukaryota; Metazoa; Chordata; Amphibia; Anura; Pipidae
Exons: 2
Coding region: 40-1758 (572 amino acids)
Source: RefSeq, a predicted model, not a curated record
UAUGACCCUACGCUUAGUAUUAAGAAACAGAUAGACAUCAUGGUGGAAGAUGCAUGGCUUAAUACAAUAAUUGACGAUAUCGAGAAGGAAUUUUUGAUCACAAGAUAUCCUAGGGUCCCAGUACUGUACCUACUGCCUAAAGUGCACAAAACUCUUAUUAAUCCACCAGGACGACCGAUCGUCUCAGGCAUAGGUUCAGUACUGGAGCCGCUGUCUAUCUUUGUUGACUCCUUCUUACAGAAGGAAAUGCGAAAAAUAGAGGUAUGCUUAAAAGACACUACUGAACUCUUGGUUAAACUUGCAGAUAUUGGGACUCUACCACCUGAGACAAUACUAUGUGGGAUUGAUAUCCAGAGUUUAUAUACAUCAAUUCCGCAUAUUGAAGGAAUGAAUUGCAUAGAAGAAAUACUACUGGAUACCAAUCUUCCAAAUCAAAAAAUAUAUUUUAUUUUAGAUUGUCUCAAUAUGGUAUUAACUAAAAAUUACUUUACUUUUGAGAAUGGCUUCUAUUGGCAAACUCAAGGCACAUCGAUGGGGGCAACAGUCGCCCCUUCGUAUGCAAAUUUAUUUGUACAUUAUUUAGAGAACAAAUUCUUUUUGAAAAAAGAGCCUUUUUGUAAAUACAUUUUUUCCUACUUCAGAUUUGUGGACGACAUUCUUUUGUUUUGGAAUGGUCCGAAAGAUCUGCUUGUGGAAAUGAUUGAAGAAGCUAAUAUAAGCCAUGCAACAAUUAAAUUUACAUACGAAUGUUCCAAUACGGAAAUUAACUUCCUUGAUGUAAAAAUUAGCUUAAUAAAUGGUGUGCUCAAUACUGAUUUAUACAGGAAAAGCGUUGAUAAAAACAACCUGCUACAUAUACAAAGUUUUCAUAAUCCUAAAGUAAAACGAGCGAUUCCGAAAGGACAGUUUAUUAGAGCUAAAAGAAUAACUUCGCGCCCUGAAAAAUAUGAUGAAGCUAAGGCAACAUUAACCAAACGCUUUAUAGAAAGAGGCUAUAAAAAUGAGUUGAUAAAUAAAGCUAUAGAGGAAGUUGAUGUCAUUCCCCGUAAAAACUUAUUAUGUCACAAACCAAAAGAUUUUGGAGACCAAAAACUUACCUUCGUUUCAACUUUUAACUCUAAUAGUCAGAAAAUGGAGAAGAUUCUUGAAAGGUUCUGGCCACUGAUACAAACAGACAGACAAUUUGGUCAAUUGUUUAAGACACCCCCCCUUUUUUGCUAUAAGCGAGGUCGUACCCUUAAAGAUUUGUUAUGUCCAUCUGAUACAUGCAAAAAGAAAACUCUUUUUCAGGGUAAGAAGAAGGUAGGAACCUAUCCUUGUUUGGGGUGCAACUGUUGUGCCGCUAUAAUAAAAGGCAGUAAAAUCAACCACCCAAAAAAUGGUUAUGAAAUUAAUAUAAAAACAUAUGCUACGUGUAAAUCUAAUCAUGUCGUAUAUUUACUUAAAUGCCCAUGUGGCUUAGGAUAUGUAGGUCAGACAUCCAGGGAAGUUAAACUGAGAAUUCAGGAGCACAAAGGCAAUAUCAGGAACUUUAAGGCUAAUACACAGACAGAUACGUCUGUUUCAAGACACUUUUUUGAAUGUAAGCAUAAUCCUAUGCAACUGCGCUGGUGUGUUAUAGAUGAAGCUCCCAUUGAUAGUAGAGGAGAUAAUAGACUGAAAAGACUUUUACAGAAAGAAGGCAAGUGGAUCAAGAAGCUAGGUACACUUAUCCCUGAUGGUCUCAAUGAUUCUUGGAGUCUGAAACCUUACUUGUAAAAUUAAUAUCUUGACUCCUUUACCUUACAGACCUUGAAGUUGUGAGAAAAGUUAAUGCAGAAAUAACUACUAUAACAGGGUUGGUGAAAUUAAAGUACUCAUUGAUACAAUGUACUUAAUAUUAGAAUGUAUUUGGCUGUUUCUCUACAUUGUCUCGAUUUGACUUGACAAUAUGGCACUUAAUAAUGUAUACAAUGUACUUUUUUAUGUUUGUAUAUUUUUUAUGACUGGACACUAACUUUAAAGAGUACAUAAUCACCUGAAGAUUUGUGGAUUGCACUUGAAUCACCUGUGGAUACAACACUGAACUUUUUGAGAAUUUGCAUACCACAUCAGAUUGGAUGUGGAGAUCUAAUUGGCAGAAUGGGUGUGUUUAAAUGUUCACUGUGUAUCUGUGUGUGUUACACUUGAGAAAGGGCUUUAUUGGGCCCGAAACAUGUUGUGUUUCACAGAUUGAAAUAAAUAAGCAAAAGCAGUUAAAUCUGCAAGUUUGAGUGCUCUCCUUUUACUUUCUACUAAGAUUGAUACCUUUGGAUGCACGGUACAUCCAUACAAGAGGAUUGAGGCAUUCACUGCAUAACCAUUGUUGGGCUGAGCGCAGAUUCCCCCAUAUU